AUGAGUGAUGAAUCUAGCGUUUCGCUCGUCCUCUCCGCUCUCGAGGCCGAGAACCUCGCUCUCCCCAUCGACUAUGGAAUCGCCCGAGAAUCCAAAAUCGAGAGCCUAGACGUCGAUAAUGCCUCCGACGUGUUCUACCGCCUUCUCCGGACCACCUUUAAGCACUGGAAUCGAUCAGUGAACGCGUGGGAUAACUUCAGCGACGUUAUGAAGUGGAAUAGGCAUAGAAUGGAGCUCCCGGAAAUCGUAAGUAUUGCCGAUCCGAUCCGGACAGACUUGGAACUCAACCUCGAGAGAACCUGGAGGUCCUUUGACAUUGCCUCUGAAGUCCUCCUGCGCACCCUGUACAACAGGCCUACCACCGAAGAGCUGGCCAACUCUCGAACCGUCCUGAAGCAGCGGCAUUAUUUUUACAAAAUGGCCAACGCCUGGACGCUAUGCCUCGACGUCCUAUCUACCGAGUUGGCGGAGAGGCCUCCCCUUUACGGUCCCCUUUCGGACGUACCACCCGGAACACACCUAUUGUGGCCCUGGCAUACCAUGGCUCGUCGAUACUGCAACCGGAAGCGCCUCAUGCAGGAGUUUGGCCUAGAAUCCGCAGGCUUUUGGGCGAGCCGCCAAGAGAGUGCUGAGGCCGGUAGCUGCCGAAUAAAUAACGAGACUUACAACGAAGAGGACGAAGAGAUGCCCGACAGCCCCUCGGGGCAAGACCAGUGGACUGCUCGAAACGUUUACACAGGGUCCAGCGGCUCGAGCUACAACCUCACCCAGAGACUGCCCAAUCUAGCCCUAUCGAAGCGAAUCCAGUUCCUCAAGCCUUGCAGAGCUUGGAACCCGCGAGGCCAACAAGACUGCCUCCUACCGAAGGACCAGGAGAGCUUCGUGGGCGCUAAGUUGGAUCUGGAGGUCCGGGCUGAAGCUAGGCUGGCCAACAGGAAUACAUUGGACGAGUCAUCCGACGACGACGACGAUGAUGAGGAUGGCGGCAAUAACGAUGACGAUGCAGGACAGGGUCCGCCUCGUAAGAAGAGGCGCCUAUUUCGAGCACCGGCAGAUACAGAUACCGCAACGAGGUUACGCCUUUGGAAUGGGUUCUGGGGUAAACGGUAUCGCCCUCUCUUUCUACAGAUUCAACAUCUAGAAAGUCUUUGGGAGACGAGCGGUGAGAGGCCCCAAAAGUCCCUCGACAGUAGUAGAAGCAGUUCGAGAACCCCCGGCCGCGUCGAGGCCUCGGAGAUCCAGCGUCAGGCGAAACCGGAGACCAAGAGGGCCAAGGGUAACAGUUACGUCACCUCCCUCUGUAAGCUCAACUCGGCCUCUUGA
Parascedosporium putredinis is the source of this 1323-nucleotide messenger RNA. NCBI's taxonomy places the organism in Eukaryota, Fungi, Ascomycota, Sordariomycetes, Microascales, Microascaceae. The record is from the annotation of a GenBank genome assembly.